GUUAUUAAAACGGGAACAUGGCGGCCGCAGCCCCAGCUUCAGCUUCAUCUUACAAAGCGAAGGUCAGCGCCGGCGGCAGCCGCGGCAGCAGCGGCGGGAGACGGCACUGACCCCGCAUGCUUGAGAUGUAUCUCAGCAGUGAGGCCCCCCACAUGCACAGCCCCUAGAAUUCAUUGCCUGCCUUGCUGAGUCUUGGACCCCUGCCUUGCUCCCUGCACAGGAUGGACUUGCUCUGGGAAUGAAUCUGGUUGAUGCGGUGGAGAGAGCUGUUCUCUGUAGUACCCCUGCCUCACUUCCAGCAGAAGUCGGGACACGUGUGGCAGGCGAGGCAGGGGAUUGCAGGAGGCAGAAGCCGCUCUGGUGCUCUGUGCAGCUGCAUGCUGCCCUGGCAAACAGGAUUCUCUUCCUGGCUGUGCUGCAGACUUCCUAGGUGAUGCUAGUUGCUGAUAUGUGUUCAAGAUGAGUGGGAUGGGAGAAAAUACCUCUGACCCAACCAGAGCAGAGUCAAGAAAGCGCAAGGAUCCCGAUCAGCUUGGACCCAGCCCUAAAAGAAGCACUGAGAAACGCAAUCGUGAGCAAGAGAAUAAAUACAUAGAAGAACUUGCAGAGCUGAUUUUUGCAAAUUUUAAUGAUAUUGACAACUUUAACUUUAAACCUGACAAAUGUGCAAUCUUGAAAGAAACUGUGAAGCAAAUUCGUCAGAUAAAAGAACAAGAAAAAGCAGCAGCAGCUAAUGAAGAUGAAGUGCAAAAAGCAGAUGUAUCAUCUACGGGUCAGAGUGUCAUCGACAAGGAUGCACUUGGACCAAUGAUGCUUGAGGCCCUAGAUGGGUUCUUCUUUGUAGUGAACCCAGAAGGUAAUGUUGUGUUUGUUUCUGAGAAUGUGACACAGUACCUGAGGUACAACCAAGAAGAGCUAAUGAACACAAGCAUAUAUAGCAUCCUGCAUGUAGGGGACCACAAUGAAUUCGUCAAAAUCCUGCUGCCAAAAUCUUUAGUGAACGGGGGAUCUUGGUCUGGUGACACUCCUAGGCGUAAUAGCCAUACCUUUAAUUGUCGAAUGCUGGUAAAACCUCUUGCUGAUGCUGAAGAAGGCCAUGAUAACCAGGAAGCACAUCAAAAAUAUGAAACUAUGCAGUGCUUUGCUGUUUCUCAACCAAAUUCAUUCAAGGAGGACGGUGAAGAUUUGCAGUCUUGCUUGAUUUGUGUUGCAAGAAGAGCUCCAAUGAAGGAAAGACCACUUCUUCCUUCAUCAGAGAGCUUUACUACUCGCCAGGAUCUACAAGGCAAAAUAACUUCACUGGACACAAGUACCAUGCGAGCAGCUAUGAAACCUGGCUGGGAGGAUUUGGUGAGAAGAUGUAUUCAGAGGUUCCAUUCACAGCACGAGGGAGAAAUAUCUUUUGCCAAGAGGCAUCACCAGGAAGUGCUGAGGCAGGGACUAGCGUUUAGUCCUGUUUACCGGUUUUCCUUGUCUGAUGGCACUAUCGUUUCUGCCCAAACAAAAAGCAAGCUCAUCCGUUCUCAGACGACCAGUGAACCUCAGCUCGUAAUCUCCUUGCAUAUGCUUCACAGAGAGCAGAAUGUCUGUGGAAUGAAUCAGGAUUUGACUGGACAAGGAAUGGGGAAGAUAUUGAACCCAAUUAGCUCCAGCAGCCCUGCCCAUCAGGCCAUGUGCAGUGGGAACCCAGGUCAGGAUAUGACCAUCAGUAGCAAUAUAAAUUUUGCCAUAAAUGGCCCGAAGGAACAAAUGGGCAUGCCAGCAGGCAGGUUUGGUGGUUCAGGAGGAAUGAACCAUGUGUCGAGCAUACAAGCAUCCACUCCUCAGGGUAGUAACUAUGCACUAAAAAUGAAUAGCCCCUCACAAAGUAGCCCUGGCAUGAACCCAGGGCAGCCAAACUCUAUGCUUUCCCCAAGGCAUCGUGUGAGCCCUGGAGUGGCAGGAAGUCCUCGCAUCCCACCCAGUCAGUUCUCCCCUGCAGGGAGCUUACAUUCACCCGUGGGAGUCUGCAGCAGCACAGGAAAUAGCCAUAACUACACCAACAGUUCCCUGAACGCACUUCAGGCCCUCAGCGAGGGCCAUGGCGUUUCUCUGGGAUCGUCGUUGGCUUCACCUGACCUAAAAAUGGGAAAUUUACAAAAUUCCCCUGUGAAUAUGAAUCCUCCCCAGCUAAGCAAGAUGGGAAGCCUGGACUCUAAAGACUGCUUUGGACUAUAUGGGGAGCAAUCAGAAGGUACAACUGGACAAACAGAGAGCAGCUGCCAUUCAGGAGAACAGAAAGAUAAUAGCGAUAGCAACAUGCCACCGGUUGCCAGUGGCGAGAGACCUGAUGGACAGAAUAAACUGCAUGAUGGAAAAAGCCAGACAAAGCUCUUGCAAUUGCUGACCACCAAAUCGGAUCAGAUGGAGCCUUCACCUUUGUCCAGUACCAUGGGAGAUGUUAGCAAGGACUCCACGGGAGGGUUGCCUGGGUCUAGUUCGGCACAUGGAACCUCACUCAAGGAGAAGCAUAAAAUUUUGCACAGACUAUUGCAGGACAGUAGCUCUCCUGUAGAUUUGGCCAAGCUCACAGCAGAGGCCACAGGCAAAGAACUGAGCCAGGAGUCCAGUAGCACAGCUCCUGGUUCAGAGCUGACUGUUAAACAGGAGCCAGCGAGUCCUAAGAAGAAUAAUAAUGCACUACUUCGCUACUUGCUAGAUAAAGAUGAUACUAAAGAUAUUGGUUUACCAGACAUACCCCCAAAACUGGAGCGGUUGGACAGUAAGACAGACACUUCCGGUAGCACAAAGUUAAUACCUAUGAGAACGGAAAAGGAAGAGAUAAGCUUUGAGCCUAAUGAACAGCAAGGCAGUGAACUGGAUAACUUGGAGGAGAUUCUGGAUGACCUGCAGAACAGCCAGUUACCGCAGCUUUUCCCAGACAGCCGCCCAGGCGCUCCAGCAGGCUCAGUCGACAAGCAAGCCAUCAUCAAUGACCUCAUGCAGCUCACCAGUGACAGCAGCCCCGGUGCGGCUGUGGCCACUCAGAAACCAGCAAUGAGGAUUUCACAGAGCACUUUUAAUAACCCACGAGCAGGGCAACUGGGCAGGUUAUUACCAAACCAAAACUUACCACUUGACAUCACACUGCAGAACCCAACAGGUGCAGGAACUUUCCCACCCAUAAGAACGAGCAGCCCCUAUUCAGUGAUACCUCAGCCAGGACUGAUGGGCAGGAAUGAAGGAAUGAUAGGGAAUCAAGGAACUUUAGGCAACAGCAGCACAGGAAUGAUCAGUGGCAAUGCCCCUCGACCUGCCAUGACAUCUGGAGAUUGGGGAAGCCAGGCUCCUGCUGUGAGGGUGACCUGUGCACCCACAGCUAAUGCCAUGAACAGGCCAGUGCAAGCAGGCAUGAUCCGCAACCCCACGGCCAGCAUCCCCUUGAGACCCAGCAACCAGCCUGGCCCAAGACAGAUGCUUCCAUCUCAGGUCAUGAAUAUGGGGCCAUCCGAAUUAGAGAUGAAUAUAGGAGGACCUCAGUAUAGCCAACAACAGGCACCUCCAAAUCAGACUGCACCAUGGCCAGACAGCAUCUUGCCUAUAGAUCAGGCAACUUUUGGUAAUCAGAACAGGCAACCAUUUGGCAGCUCACCAGAUGAUCUCUUGUGUAAUCAUCCUUCAUCAGAGUCACCAAGUGAUGAGGGUGCUCUCCUGGAUCAGCUUUACAUGGCAUUAAGGAAUUUUGAUGGUUUAGAAGAAAUCGACAGGGCUCUAGGAAUACCAGAACUAGUCAGCCAGAGCCAAGCUGUUGACCCUGAGACCUUCUCCAGCCAGGAGUCGAGCAUGCUGAUGGAGCAGAAGGCUCCAGUGUUCUCCCAGCAGUAUGCGGCGCAGGCGCAAAUGGCACAGGGCAGCUAUGCACCCAUGCAGGACCCGAGCUUCCACGCCAUGGGGCAGCGCCCGGGGUAUGCAGCCCUGCGUAUGCAGCCUCGGCCCGGCCUGCGGCCCGCCAGCAUCGUGCAGAACCAGCCAAACCAGCUGCGCCUCCAGCUGCAGCACAGGCUCCAGGCACAGCAGAAUCGGCAGCCACUGAUAAAUCAGAUCAGCAGUGUCUCCAAUAUGAAUCUGUCUUUGAGACCUGGAGUGCCAACACAGGGCCCUAUCAACGCGCAGAUGCUGGCGCAGAGGCAGCGGGAGAUCCUGAGCCAGCACCUGCGGCAGCGGCAGAUGCAGCAGCAGCAGGUGCAGCAGCAGCGGACACUGAUGAUGCGAGGGCAGGGCUUGAGCAUGACACCCAGCAUGGUGGCCACCGGUGGCAUACCAGCAACCAUGAGCAAUCCACGGAUCCCGCAGGCAAACACACAGCAGUUUCCGUUUCCUCCAAACUACGGUAUUAGUCAGCAGCCCGAUCCAGGCUUCACAGGGGCCACCACUCCUCAGAGUCCACUGAUGUCCCCAAGACUGGCUCAUACUCAAAGCCCCAUGAUUCAGCAGUCUCAGGCUAAUCCUGCCUAUCAGUCCUCUACGGAGAUGAACGGGUGGGCACAAGGGAAUAUGGGUGGAAGCAGCAUGUUUUCACAACAGUCCCCACCACAUUUUGGGCAGCAAGCAAGCACCAGCAUGUACAACAAUAACAUGAACAUCAGUGUAUCCAUGGCAACCAACACAAGUGGUAUGAACAACAUGAACCAGAUGACAGGGCAGAUCAGCAUGACCUCAGCGACCUCUGUGCCUACAUCAGGGUUGUCCUCCAUGGGUCCUGAGCAGGUUAAUGAUCCUGCUAUGAGGGGAGGCAAUCUUUUUCCAAACCAGCUGCCUGGAAUGGAUAUGAUAAAGCAGGACGGAGAUGCAGCACGGAAAUAUUGCUGACCCUGAGGGUGGUUUGGUUGCUCCUUUCUUCAGCUGACUGGGCUUACGGCCCCAAAUCCUUACCGGUUUGAAGAGCUGCAUCUGUUUGUCAUGACCCAACUGGGCUGCCAGCGCCAGUGGCAGCUGCCUGCUGCCAACAGGACUCAGCCCUACCUUCCCAAGGGGAGCCGGGGCGGUUGUUGCCGAAGAGCAGCCUCUUUGACAGUCUGAAGCUAGCGUACAGACAGUUGCUCAGUCUGUUCACUGCAUUCACCUUAGUGCAACUUAGAUCUCUCCUGCGAAGUAAAUGUUGACAGGCAAUUUUCAUAAACCAUGUCAGAUUGAA
This is a messenger RNA of Melopsittacus undulatus (budgerigar), 5173 nucleotides long. It is a transcript of the gene NCOA2, whose product is annotated as nuclear receptor coactivator 2. The transcript has 24 exons. Gene Ontology annotation, molecular function: protein dimerization activity; nuclear receptor binding. The record is from RefSeq and is a predicted model, not a curated record. NCBI's taxonomy places the organism in Eukaryota, Metazoa, Chordata, Aves, Psittaciformes, Psittaculidae. Bases 460 to 4848 code for a protein of 1462 amino acids. Gene Ontology annotation, cellular component: nucleus. Gene Ontology annotation, biological process: positive regulation of transcription by RNA polymerase II; cellular response to hormone stimulus.